ACCAACCACCCGCCGCCAACCGCAGGGGAUACGGCGCCGGUGGAUCAUAGCUAAGAAAGCAGGACAAAGCUCCCCUCAAUGAUAUUUACGAAGAAAACGCGUCUCACCCCUUCCCAUGCACCCACCUAUUCCCUCUUUCCUCCCCUUCUCUCCUCCCUUCUUCUCCCCCCGGCCCCCUUCACUCCUUCAAUUGCAACCAACAGCCAACACCGUCGUCCAAUCGAAUCAAACUAACCAUGGAAGACAUAGCAGAGACUCUCCGAGCCCUUGGCCCUUACGAACGCUACUCCACAACCCGCCACACCCUAAACCUUUACAACAACGUCGGGCUAACAGCACACUACACCCUCCCUCCACCACUUUUAGCGAAGCCACGGAUCUUCUCCGCUCUAAAGGCCCUGAUAAACCUCCACCCGCCACUAGCCGUGACGAUCCUAGGGGAGAACACACGUGAGCCGCGGUUCGCGCGAUUGAAGAGUAUUGACCUGGAAGAGAUCGUGCAGACGAUACUACUACCGGGCGAGGACACAACCGCCGAGCUCGACACCGUGCUUUCGGAGCAGCAUUCACGAGGUUUCGAAUUGGGCAGAGUGCCCGGGUGGAGGUGUUUGAUUUUUCGAGAUUACGAGGAUGAGGUUGGUGGUGUAGCUGCAGAAGUAGGAGGGAAUGGGGGAGUCUGGAUAUCGUUCAUAUACCACCACGCCAUAGCCGACGGCGUCAGCGGAUUAGCUCUACACAAAUCACUCCUCACCGCGCUCUCUCGACCCCACAAAAAUCCCACCUUUGCUGGUCGCUAUGUCGUCCACCCGCAACAAAAGCCCUACCCUUCCUCCCUUGAAUCGCUAAUCCCCCUCCCGCUCUCCCUGCCACACAUCGUCUCUGAGGUCUGGUCCAAGGUGUACUUCCCACCACCUCCUCCCCCAACACUUUACACAGGCGGUCCUACACCUGCGUGCCCAACCCCCGAAACCACAAGAACAGUCUACAAAUCCCUCCACUUCUCCGCGAGAACCCUCAAAACACUCCUCUCUGUCUCCCGCAGGGAGAACACCACAAUCACUUCUCUCCUUGCCGCAAUCAUCGCCACAGCAAUCUUCCAAGCGAUACCAGGAAAGUUCGACAAGCUCACCUCAUCGACGCCGAUCAACCUCCGACGCUAUGUCCCCACAGAGCGGAUCCAGGAAGUAGCCAUAGGCGCAUACGCCGCCAGUCUCCGGUCAGAAUACUCGCGCUCCCCUCCCACACCUUCCAACCUAUUCUCCAUCGCGCGGGAACACACAGCGCAGAUCAACAACCGCCUAGACGCCGGCACGGCAGACCUGGAUGUAGGCAUGCUGCGCUGGGUCAGUGACCUCUUCGCCUUCUUCAAGGGCAAGCUCGGCAAGCAGCGGGAGGACAGCUUCGCCGUGAGCAAUGUCGGCGCCUGGGACGGCGAAGCGGGCCUCGACAGAGUAGUGUUCUCGCAGAGCGGGGGGGUCAUCGGCGCUGCCAUGGAGUGGUGCGUUGUUGGUGUUAGAGGCGGUGGGUUGGUCCUCGGCUGUACUGGGUGCGAAGGCGCUGUGGACACCCGCGUGCUCAAGAGGGUUUUGGAAGGCGUCAGGAGGGGUGUUGAGGGUGUUGAGUGAGUCUUUGUGAUGGGUGGAUUCCUUCUUUUGUUUUUCAACUUUUGGAAGGGAAAAUAAAGAAUAAGGCGUUUUUCGGGGAGAAAUUUUGUAAUUAUAGAUAUAUAUCUCCACUCUGUUGGCUUGGUUUGGCUCGGUUUGUGUAUUACCUUUAUCAUAGUACUGAAGGUACUUGUACAGUAAGGUAUUAUUAUUACCAGGCUAAAUAGGUUAGCGUAGCUAGUACAUAAUGUUAGUUUCUAAUAAAAUCUCAACUCUUAAAUGGAUA
This is a messenger RNA of Tuber melanosporum (Perigord truffle), 1890 nucleotides long. RefSeq lists its product as uncharacterized. Gene Ontology annotation, molecular function: N-acetyltransferase activity. The record is from RefSeq and is a predicted model, not a curated record. The coding region runs from base 237 to 1625 and encodes 462 amino acids. NCBI's taxonomy places the organism in Eukaryota, Fungi, Ascomycota, Pezizomycetes, Pezizales, Tuberaceae. The transcript is spliced from 2 exons.